CUCAGUGAAGCUGGGCAGCAGUUCUUUGGUGUUAACUACAUGCUUUUUUCACUUCUUUAUUCAUAUCAGGAUGCAGCAGCAGAAAACAGACUCUCCUGAACCCAGCUGUGUGUCCAUGAAGAGUGACUGGUCUAUGGAUCGUCCUAUUAAGUUUAAAGGUGGACAACCUGCUGGUGGAAGGAUGCAGCAGCAGAGAACAGACUCUCCUGAACACAGCUGUGUGUCCAUGAAGAGUGACCGGUCUAUGGAUCCUCCUAUUGUGUUUAAAGAUGGACAACCUGCUGAUGGAAGAGUUCAGCAGCAGAGCUCAGAGGUUCCCAGUGAUCAGUCUGCACAGCAGCAUCAAACACAGCUGGACUCCAUAUUUAUGCUGCUGGAGGAGAACAUCAUCAAUUUUGUGAAGAACGAGCUGAAGAGAGUCCAGAGGGUUCUGAGUCCAGAUGACCCAGAAUGCUUAAAGAGUCAGAGUGAGGAUGAGGAGGUGUUGGACGGUGAGGAGGAAGAGCAGAGGAGGAGCAGCAGAGAGGCAUUUCUGAAGAUCACACUGCACUUCCUGAGGAGAAUGAAGCAGGAGGAUCUGGCUGACUGUCUGCAGAGCAGAACUUUUGCUCCAGAGUGUCAACGUAAACUCAAGUCUAACCUGGAGAAGAAGUUCCAGUGUGUGUUUGAGGGGAUCGCUAAAGCAGGAAACCCAACCCUUCUGAAUCAGAUCUACACACCGCUCUACAUCACAGAGGGAGGGACUGCACAGGUCAAUGAUGAACAUGAGGUCAGACAGAUUGAAACAGCAUCCAGGAAACCAGACAGACCAGAAACAACAAUCAGACAAGAAGACAUCUUUAAAGCCUCACCUGGAAGAGAUGAACCAAUCAGAACAGUGAUGACAAAGGGAGUGGCUGGCAUUGGGAAAACAGUCUUAACACAGAAGUUCACUCUGGACUGGGCUGAAGACAAAGCCAACCAGGACAUACACUUCACAUUUCCAUUCACUUUCAGAGAGCUGAAUGUGCUGAAAGAGAAAAAGUACAGCUUGGUGGAACUUGUUCAUCACUUCUUUACUGAAACCAAAGAAGCAGGAAUCUGCAGGUUUGAAGAGUUCCAGGUUGUGUUCAUCUUUGACGGUCUGGAUGAGUGUCGACUUCCUCUGGACUUCCACAACACUGAGAUUCUGACUGAUGUUACAGAGUCCACCUCAGUGGAUGUACUGCUGACAAACCUCAUCAGUGGGAAACUGCUUCCCUCUGCUCGCCUCUGGAUAACCACACGACCUGCAGCAGCCAAUCAGAUCCCUCCUGAGUGUGUUGACAUGGUGACAGAGGUCAGAGGGUUCACUGACCCACAGAAGGAGGAGUACUUCAGGAAGAGAUUCAGAGAUGAGGAGCAGGCCAGCACCAUCAUCUCCCACAUCAAGACAUCACGAAGCCUCCACAUCAUGUGCCACAUCCCAGUCUUCUGCUGGAUCACUGCUACAGUUCUGGAGGAUGUGUUGAAAAGCAGACAGGGAGGAGAGCUGCCCAAGACCCUGACUGAGAUGUACAUCCACUUCCUGGUGCUUCAGUCCAAACUGAAGAACAUCAAGUAUGAUGGAGGUGCUCUGACAGAUCCACACUGGAGUCCAGAGAGCAGGAAGAUGAUUGAGUCUCUGGGAAAACUGGCUUUUGAGCAGCUGCAGAAAGGCAACCUGAUCUUCUAUGAAUCAGACCUGACAGAGUGUGGCAUCGAUAUCAGAGCAGCCUCAGUGUACUCAGGAGUGUUCACACAGGUCUUUAAAGAGGAGAGAGGGCUGUACCAGGACAAGGUGUUCUGCUUCAUCCAUCUGAGCCUUCAGGAGUUUCUGGCUGCUCUUCAUGUCCAUCUGACAUUCAUCAAGUCUGGAGUCAAUCUGCUGGCAGAAGAUCAACAAGCAUCCAGGUGGUCUAAAACGUUCGGAGGCGAAUCAACACGUUUCUACCAGGGUGCUGUGAACGAAGCCUUAAAGAGUCCAAAUGGCCACCUGGACUUGUUUCUCCGCUUCCUCCUGGGUCUUUCACUACAGACCAAUCAGACUCUCCUACGAGGUCUGCUGACACAGACAGGAUUUGACUCACAGACCAAUCAGGAAACAAUCGAGUACAUCAAAAGGAAGAUAAGUGAGAAUGUGUCUGCAGAGAGAAGCAUCAAUCUGUUCCACUGUCUGAAUGAACUGAAUGAUCGUUCUCUAGUGGAGCAGAUCCAACAGUCCCUGAGAUCAGGAAGAUUCUCCACAGAUAAACUGUCUCCUGCUCAGUGGUCAGCUCUGGGCUUCAUCUUACUGUCAUCAGAAAAAGAUCUGGAUGUGUUUGACCUGAAGAAAUACUCUGCUUCAGAGGAGGCUCUUCUGAGGCUGCUGCCAGUGGUCAAAGCCUCCAACAAAGCUCUGUUGACUGACUGUAACCUCUCCGAGAGAAGCUGUGCAGCUCUGUCCUCAGUUCUCAGCUCCCAGUCCUCUAGUCUGAGAGAUCUGGACCUGAGUCACAACAACCUGCAGGAUUCAGGAGUGAAGCAGCUUUCUGCUGGACUGGAGAGUCCACACUGCAGACUGGAAACCUUCAGACUGAGUGACUGUAACCUCUCAGAGAAAAGCUGUGCAGCUCUGUCCUCAGUUCUCAGUUCCCAGUCCUCUAGUCUGAGAGAUCUGGACCUGAGUCACAACGACCUGCAGGAUUCAGGAGUAGACGUAUGUCAACUGGCUGAGGUUGAACACCUGCUGGGCCAUGUCCCGGAGCCGGAACAAUUAACCCCAGCCCAGCGAUUGCCUCCAGCUCAGCUUAGCCGAUCUAAACGUCGGGCUGCUGAGACUGUGGCUGCCUUCUCCUGGAAGAGGGCCAAGGGGUCUAAACUGGCCUCCAAGGUGGACCAGUUGACUGAGGAGCUAAAUCAAGUGAAGUCCCUCUUCCUAGCCCUCCAGUCUGGGACUGGUGCAAGGGAUGUGGGUGCUCCUGCUCCUCCUGCGGCCAUGUUCGAUCCGGAGGAUGAUGCGCUCUCCGUGGCGGCAUCAGCCACUGAGUUCGCUGACUAUGGGGCGGACGUGGUUCCCCAGGACGUUGCCUCCCACGCCUCUGGGGUGAGCUCCUGCUCCUCGGCCCGCAGUUGUGGUGCUGGGUCCGAGGAUAGCUCUAUGGGAGCCAUCAUUUGUAUGGCCCUGGCCCGCCUGCAAUUGGACGUUCCGCAAGCUCAGCUGGCUCCUGCCAGUGUUUUUUUCAGGCGUGGUCCAGCCCCUGCCACUUUUACUGUGCCUCCGUCAGAUGAAUACCUGAGGGAGUUGCACGCAUGCUUGAGGGAUACUAGAGCCCUCUCUCAUGCAACAUUUGAUGGCCGGACCCUGGCAGCCAUGCAGGAUGCAGCCAAGUUUGGCUUGGCCCACAUGCCAGCAGUUGAGCCGACUAAAGCGGCCGUCAUUGUUUCGCCUGAUGAGGCUCUGAGGCCGGAUGCCAGGUGUCCUCGCCCCCAGUGUCGGGUUACAGAUGAUCUGCUCUGUAAGGCCUAUGACGCAGCAGCACGCAUUGGCAAUUCUCCGUCGCAUCUGAUGCUUGCUCUUUCAGCAUCCCUGCAGGAGGCUACGCUGGACGCUUCCGUCCACAGUUUUGGUGAAACGUCUCUGCAGGCUUUUGCUUUGAUGUCCAGAGAACUGGGGCACUUGAUGUCCACUGUUGUCCAGGCUCGCCGCAAGGUGUGGCUGGCACAGUCGCCUCUCACUGAGACGUGCCGGAGAACCCUCCGCAGUGUCCCAGUGGAACCCGGCCUGGGGGUUCUUCAGCUGCCCCUCGGCGCCGCUCUCAGCCACAGACUUUACCCAGUGUCUACCUUAGGUCUCAGCGACCUGUUCAACAGCCUGCUCAACGGGGGGCUCAGGGCUUUCGAGCCCCUGAACGACUGCCCUCUAGACAACCUCAGACCUUUGAUGCUGCCCGUCGUCCCCCCAGGGCCUCUAGAGGCCGGGGGACCAGGCGCUGAGAUCCUGGGGCCGGUCGUCAGCUGUUUCUGCUUCCACCUUAAACCACGGGUACAGACUUCAGUUCCGACGCCGGCCCCCAGCCUUCGGCCGGGUCAAGAUGACCAUCAUACGCGACCCGGCAAAAGCCCAUGCCCUCAACCAGGAGUUGUCCGCCCUCCUGGACAAGGAAGCCAUCGAGCCAGUAGACCCCCUGUCACCACCCGGGGGUUUCAUUCGACUUACUUUCUUGUCAAAAAGAAAGACGGCGGACUCCGCCCUAUCCUCGACUUGAGGGGACUCAAUAGGUUCCUCAAGGCUUUGAGGUUCCACAUGCUCAGCACUUCAGAGGUUCUGCGUACUGUUGCCAGAGGGGAGUGGUUUACUUCAAUAGACCUGAAAGAUGAGUACUUUCAUGUCCACAUAGCACCACACCACAGACAAUUUCUGCGGUUUGCCUUUCAGGGCCGCCAUUUCCAGUUCAGGGUGCUCCCGUUCGGCCUCUCCCUUUCUCCACUGGUGUUCACCAGGUGUGUGGCAGCAGCCCUCUCGGGGCAUGAAGAUCCUGCCGUAUCUGGACGACUGGCUUGUUUGUGCGCCAUCCCAGUCUCAGGUGACCUGGGACACAGCGAUUUUCCUCUCGCAUGUGGCACAGCUCGGUCUAAGAGUGAAUUUCCCAAAGAGCCGCCUGGUUCCCUCACAGAGCAAGCUGACGGCUGCUGCCACUGUGGUUCCCUUAGGGUUGCUGUCACUACUUCCCCUUCAGAGGUGGCUUCCACUUGGAUGCACCUUGUGGCACCGGCACAGGAAACUCAAGGUAUAACUGUGUUGCCUCCUUGCUCUGACUCCAUUGAGGAACCGGACAGCUCGGGGGCUGUGGCCUGCACGGGACCGCUCGGAGCAUAUCAAUGUGCUGGAGUUACGGGCCGUGCACAUGGCACUGCAGUUUUUUCUUCCGUUCCUGAGAGGGAGGCAUGUGCUAGUACGGUCGGACAAUGUCUCAACCGUCUCUCACAUAAACCACCAGGGGGGAACCAGGUCUGCACGGUUGUUGCAGGUGUCCCGGGACCUCCUGUUGUGGGCGGCUCCCCGCCUAGCCAGCAUGAGGGCGACUUCCUAUCCUGUUGCAAGCCUCCACCGGGGGAGUGGCUGCUACAUCCAGAGGUGGUGUUCAACAUCUGGGACGUCUUCGGCAGGGCAGAGGUGGAUCUCUUUGCCACAGAGGAGUCGACCCAUUGCCCCCUCUUGUUCUCCUUGACAGAGGAGACCAGCCCUCUGGGCCAGGAUGCUCUCGCCCACGAUUGGCCAGAGGGUCUUCUCUAUGCCUUUCCACCGAUCCCUCUGAUUCUUCAAAUACUGCAAAGGGUCCUCCAGCAUGGCCACAGGCUGCUGUUGGUAGCCCCCUUCUGGCUGGGGAGGACAUGGUUUCCUCUGCUGCACAGGCUCUGCCGCAGCUCACCGUGGCGUCUCCCUGACAGGAUGGAUCUCCUGUCUCAGUUAGGGGGCCAGAUUUGGCAUCCCAACCCUCAUCGCCUGCAGUUUUGGGGAGCCAUGAGGUUACGACCCCCACAGGCACAGAGAGCUCCAGUAUGGGAUCUGCCCCUGGUGCUGGACGCUUUGUGUCUGCCCCCCUUUGAGCCCCUGGCACAGGCAGAGUUGAAGUGGGUGUCUGCUAAGACUGCUUUUCUCCUCGCCAUCACUUCAGCGAAGCUUGUUGGGGAGCUAAAUGCUCUCUCUGUUCACUUACUCUGUAUGUCCAAAGCUUUCAGUCACAUCUCAUGGUCUUCCUCAUUGAUGGAGUGUCUCAGUUGUCAUGGAGAUGGUUUAAGUUUGAAUGGUUUCAGUAAAGUUGUUAAUAAAUCAACAGAUGAUAAACUGCAGCUGUAUUGUGUCUCGUUCUCUCCAUCAGAUGCCUGUGAACUGGAACUGGAUCCAAACACAAUGAACAGAAGACUCAAACUGUCUGACAACAACAGGAAGGUGACAUAUGUGAUGGAGGAGGAUCAGUCAUAUCCUGAUCAUCCAGACAGAUUUGACUACCAUCCUCAGCUGCUGUGUAGAAAUGAUCUGACUGGUCGCUGUUACUGGGAGGUCGAGUGGAGAGGAAGCGUUUAUAUAUCAGUGAGUUACAGAGGAAUCAGCAGAAAAGGAAGUGAUGACUGUAGGUUUGGAGGGAACGAUCAGUCCUGGAGUCUGGAGUCCUCUGAUGAUGGUCGUUACUUUGUCUGGCACAAUAACAAAGAAACAUCCAUCUCUUCCUCCUCCUCCCUCUCCUCCUCCUCCUCCUCCUCCUCUGUCUCUAACAGAGUAGCAGUGUAUGUGGACUGUCCUGCUGGCACCCUGUCCUUCUACAGAGUCUCCUCUGACACUCUGAUCCACCUCCACACCUUCAACACCACAUUCACUGAACCUCUGUGUGCUGGGUUUGCAGUCUGGUCUGGUUCAGCAGUCUCUCUGUGUCUCUGUAGGAGGGAGAGUCUCUCUGUGUCUGUAGGAGGGAGAGUCUCUCUGUGUUCUCUGUAGGAGGGAGAGUCUCUCUGUGUCUCUGUAGGAGGGAGAGUCUCUCUGUGUCUCUGUAGGAGGGAGAGUCUCUCCUGUGGACAGAAACUCUGCUGACUGAAGAUCAGCUGCUGAAAUCAAACAUCACACACUCUGCACUGUGAAGCAGAUCUGUCUCAGACUCAAACACUCAGUUAUUUUUCCUUCUACAUGAUUCAUUGAUUAGUCUCAGUUGACUCUGCUGUUGUUACUGUCAGGAUCUAAUGAGCAGCAUGCAGCUCUAUUCAUGUUUCAAUCUAAUAACAUCUGUCCAGCUGUGGAAGCCCACGGUGUUUUUGUGCUUCUCACAUGUAUUUUAUCUGAUCAUCAUCAAUAAAAACUAUUCAUGACAUUAUUGUUGAAAGCAUCCUCACUUUACUGACACAAUGGAUAAUAUAACAAGCUUUAUAAAUACAACACAUUGUUAAAG
Messenger RNA from Scomber scombrus (Atlantic mackerel), 6917 nucleotides. RefSeq lists its product as uncharacterized. Lineage: Eukaryota; Metazoa; Chordata; Actinopteri; Scombriformes; Scombridae. The record is from RefSeq and is a predicted model, not a curated record. Bases 71 to 6472 code for a protein of 2133 amino acids. The transcript is spliced from 15 exons. Gene Ontology annotation, molecular function: protein binding.